AUGGCCUCGUCACCCCGCGGCCGUGGCCCGUCUCCGUCUGCGUCCGUUCUGCGCCUGUCUGCGUCUGGAUCGCGGCUAACGGGACGGGCCCGCCACCGCUCGUCGGGCAUGGCCUCUCUUGUGCAGCCAUACGCCGAGUCUCGCCAUACGGACCAUGUACCAUGGUGCAAGUGCAAAGCACAAGGUCUCUCGACGGAGCGAAUGGCCACCGCGCUGCAUAUCUGGUGCGAUGCGGCCGCUUUGAGAGGCCACCCCCACCCGGCUCAGCAUCAGUGUUCAGUCAGGAUCAUGGCCAGGAUUGGGGUCAGGCAGGACAUUCGGAAGAAGGGCGCCAGCAGCGGCAACAGCAAACAGCAACAGCACCAGCGAUACCAGGACACGCGGAGGGACAGGGAAAAGCAGCAGCGCAAGACGACAACAAGACCCGGACACGAGAGGCCAAGACGCCCAACAUUGGAGGACGACCAGCAGCAGCAGGAAAAGCAGGCUUGCCGCUUUUGGUGCUGA
Molecule: messenger RNA, 507 nt
Organism: Trichoderma citrinoviride
Lineage: Eukaryota; Fungi; Ascomycota; Sordariomycetes; Hypocreales; Hypocreaceae
Exons: 2
Coding region: 1-507 (168 amino acids)
Source: RefSeq, a predicted model, not a curated record